AUGAGGGUUUGGCGGGUUACUGGCGCAAGCUCUGCCGCCCAGUACCAUCCUGGAGUAGGAUUUUUGGCGCUGAAUAGCAAAGACAUCAUUACGUUAAGUCCAGAAACGGCCCAUGAAAGGGACACGGCCGUGAUGCAUAUAAAAAGGCAUGAAAGAUGGGGAAACCGGAAGGCGACCCCAUUGAUCUCCACAUACAAUCUUCAUUGUCGGGCAACCAAAGAAGCACAGCGGCGUGUCGACGCCGGCGAGCAAAAUGUGAUACUUUGGGAAAUCAGAUUGGACGGUAACGAUGAUCAAGAUGAUGUAGAGUAUGCCGAAGUGUACGAUUUGGUAGAGGAACUUGACUUUCAGAUCCCUGAAAUUGCAGAACGCAAUGCGGAACACGAAGUCUUGUUUGUGGGUCAAAUUCCGCGACACUAUGUUACUCGCCGAAGGAGAUUAACGAACAGGAAGGGGGAGAGGAUGCAGGGAGGCUGGGUUUGGAUGAACUGA
Molecule: messenger RNA, 492 nt
Organism: Penicillium verrucosum
Lineage: Eukaryota; Fungi; Ascomycota; Eurotiomycetes; Eurotiales; Aspergillaceae
Exons: 2
Coding region: 1-492 (163 amino acids)
Source: RefSeq, a predicted model, not a curated record